Schistosoma turkestanicum is the source of this 767-nucleotide messenger RNA. NCBI's taxonomy places the organism in Eukaryota, Metazoa, Platyhelminthes, Trematoda, Strigeidida, Schistosomatidae. The record is from the annotation of a GenBank genome assembly.
UUUUCCGUUUAUCUGCUGAGCUGAUUUAAACGUGGGAAACCCGCCCUCUCUCAGCCAAUCAUAGACUAAUAUUCUGUCCUUCGAACUUCUAACUUUUGAAUAUUAGUAUUUAGGACUAUCAUACCUAAUCCGUAUGCUGCAUGUCUUCAAAUGAAUUACCAAUUGAUUGGGUUGCUAAUUUCCUCAAAGAUUUAUCAGAGGAUAUUGAUGCUGAUGUUGUUGGUGAAUACAUAUGUGGUAUAAUAAAUGUUUCACAUGGUUCGUCAGAAUCACAUUCUGAGAUAGCUGAAUUAUUGUCAGCAUACCUUCCUUCUGAACAAUCGAAAAAUGCUGCUACUAAAAUUAUAUCAGAAUAUGAUAGAAUUAUUUUGCAGAAAAAUAAAGUUGAAUUAUCACCAUCAUCAUCAUCAUCCUUAUCUACCAACAUGAUUGAAUCUGUUGAAAAUCAAAUGCGUCAUUUAAUACAAGCUGAUUGUAUGCGUAUUGUGGAAAUGAAAAAAUCGAAUCAUUUACUACUUCCUGAUCAACAACAGCAACAACAACAACAGCAUUCCAGUGAAGAAUAUGAAUUGGAAGGUGCAAUGAUGCAUAAUCAUACAGAAUUGAUGCCUAAAACACGUUUCAAUCCGAUUGGUGUUGAUGCCUCUAAUUCCAUUGAAAUCGGUGGCGGUGACGGUGUCGGUGUCGAUGUGGAUGAUGCCGAAGAUGAAUCGGAUAGUGAUCAUUUAGAGGAUAUUGAAAAUAUUUGUGGAUAUGGAAAAAAGUAA